GUGAGAGGCUCGGCACCGGAAAAGGGUCCUUGCUGCAUGAGAAUGCGCUUUCUUCUUCACAGUCUUGUUAUUGUUUUCUGUGAGACAGUGACACAGCACCAGCUGCUAGCACCGGCUACCUCAGGCUGUUUUUAAAAAAGAUACACUUGCUACCUUUUUAUUGGACAUUUUAUAUACUCUACAACCUGUUACUUUUCCGUUCAAGUUCUACGAUAAACUUUCUGAUAAAGUUUUGUUUGCUAGCCACCCGGUAAGUUAGCACGCCGGGCUUGUAGUCGGUGGAUGUGAGUCAGCGAACUUUGAGACAGGGUUGCUGCUGUGGACGUUUUGAAGAAAAAUUUAUUUGUCUGUGUCAUAUCAUGGACCAAACCACCUCUUACCCUGUGAUGCUAUACAUUUAUGACUUGUCUAGAGGCAUGGCCCGUCAGCUCAGUCCUGUCAUGCUAGGUGAGUACCUGAUGAGCUACCUGUUCAUUAGCUUCAUGACAGGGCGACUGAUGCUCUGUCCAGGCCUAAGCUUAAAACCCCUGAAAAGUUAUCACACAGAACAGCUUGUUAUAUACCCAAUCUGAUUAAACUCUCUGUUUUUGGCACAGGGAAACAGCUGGAUGGGAUUUGGUGAGUAGAGCGUCCUAUUGCUGAUGUUUUAACUCUAAAAAUAUGUAGAAACCUGCUUUUAUCGACGUUGUUUUCAUGUGACUAAGAUGCUGAUGUUCCUGACAGGCACACUGCUAUUGUGGUCCAUGGAAAGGAGUUUUUCUUCGGAGCAGCAGGCAUCAACAGUUGCCCACCUGUAAGAGUCAGAUUGAUCCUUUUUUUCACAGUUUAAAUCCUAAUCCCAUUAGAGUUGGGAUGCUGAGGAAAAUGUUGGUAAAAACAGAUUCUGAUGGUUUAAAAAUUAUCUGGAGCCUAGAUUAAACUUUACAAAGGCAACAUAUCAAUUAUUCAGGCUAAAUACAAUGAUGUGACAAUUUGUUUCUCUGCUUCUUGUUGCUGAGUCAUUCUACAAUUUGGAGUACAUUUCAGGUCAACCAAAAACUCAAAAUAUCAGUAUUCUUUUUUGAUAAAUAAACUAGAUGGUUCUAUGAUAUACACUUUCAUAGGUAUAUAUAUGAAGUGCAUAUUUAUGUGUGUAUACGUGUAUAUAGGUAUAGGUAUCUAUAUAAGGUCUUUGUAUCAGUAUUAUUGAUUUGUUGCUUAUUCGUGUUAGACUUUGGAGCUUUGGUUACUUUUUUGCAACAAAUAAUACAAAUAAGCUAAAAAGACUCUACCUAUUCCUUUUCAAUCUCCAAGAAAGGGUGAAUUUCUUGUCUAAAAUUUUACUGUAUGUGUAUUUGAUCGAAUAAACAAUAUCUCUCUCUCAACUUUUGUGGAAGUGGGAUGUGUAAAACACACAAUAAACCAUUUGCCAUUUUUAUUAUUGUAAAUGAACUUAAAAUUUCUUAAAAAUGAGAUGGACCACUGCACAUUUCCAAAGUUUUGGAAAAGUUUAACCAGUUUAUGUGUGUAUUUGUGUGGUUUAUCCCAGAGUGGCACUCCCUUAGGUGAUCCUGACUCCAUGGUGGACCUGGGCUCCACUGAGGUGUCUGAAGAGUUAUUUAUGGAGUACCUGACUGCACUUGCAGAGUCGACAUACAGGUGAGUAUGAAGGAUUAUCACAAAUAUCUAAACCCCAGUGCAAUGAAAGGUCAAGGGUCACGUGGGAAUACAUACAGGUAUACUUGACUUACUCACUCACUACAAUGUGUAUCUUGAUGAUGCAUCCUCAUCCAAAAAGUUCUCAUUUUCAAUUUUUAAAACAUUAUUCAAUUUAAUCGCUGCUGUUUCAGAAGUUGGUACUGAUAAACCGCAUUUAGAAUUGUUAUUUUAUAUUUUAAAACAAUUCCAAGUUCACAUCAACAAAGCAACUCUGAGCUGUAUCAUUAUGGGUAUCAAAGGGAUGCAAUGAAAUAUACAUUAUGAUCUUCUAUGAACUUCAGUACACAUGAAACUAUUGUUCUUCAUGACCCUGUGGAAUAUCACAGUAUGCCAACCUGAUGACGUUCCUUAAAUCUGAGUUCUCCUCUAUGUUGACGGGCCUCCGGUCAGUUUUCACUCUUUUAUCAAGCACUGCAAAUAACUUCAGUUUAGUUCCAACCACAGAUCUGCGGCGAUUCACACACUCCAAAAUAUUGCUCUGUUGGGAUCUCUAUUGAGAUGCUGACAUCACUGACAUCAGCCUGAUUAGCGAUGCCCUGUGUGUUCCCCUUGUAGGCUGUAGCUAAAACUUGAAGUACUUCAACAGUAAACUGAGUUUGACGCAAAGUUCAAAAACAAAAUAGGCAAGUAAUUAGAGAAAAAUAAAUUCUUAAUUUCAGACCUUUGUUGCUUCUGGGUGACAAGCUUUAUAGCUGAGAGACCAUUUUUUACCCAAGGAUUAAUCAAACGAAGAUUUUAAAGAAUAAAUAUUUCUAAAGCAAAUGCCCCGGAACUGUUUUUGAGAUCUCUACUUAUCAGUUCUUUUUGUUAUCUCUCCACUAUAGUGGCUCCGUUUUGUCCUUCUCAUUCAACUACCCUUCUCCACCCUGUCUAGACUCUUCUCUAAAUUGAUAUCUCUGCUGGUCUCUUUGUUUGUUAUUGUUGCACAGUGGUGACAAGUACAACCUGUUUGAGCACAACUGCAACACUUUCAGCAGCGAGGUGGCUCUCUUCCUCACAGGUAAAAAGAUCCCGUCGUACAUCACGGACCUUCCAGCUGAAGUACUUUCCACGUGAGUCAGCGGAUAAUGACAAACAGUAAUCGCUAUUGCUUUACUUGUAAUUUAAUUGUAACACGACUGUAUGCUGUGGUUCUUCUUUAGACCUUUUGGUGAGGCUCUCCGUCCUUUACUGGACUCCGUUGCCAUCAACCCUGGAGGCAACAACAUAACUGGACAUCCAUAGAUGAGCCCCCACAGGUUUAUAAAAUACUUUGAUUUGAGUGUUCAGGUGAGAGGGGGGGUCACUCACCACCAGCAACCAACCUUAAUAACACUUUUCUCUUUGCAUAUCCUUUUAAGGUGCCUUAUUCUUAUAACAAAGUGUAGUUAAAGCCUCCUACAAUGUGCCACAUAUACCCAUAUUACUUCACCUUCUUUGGGUGAUUUUUAUUAACUGUGCACAUCCCGACUUCUAAAAAAUAACCUCUAUUUAUCCUCAGGGAUGCUACUUGUUACAAAUUUCCCUAAUGCUUCAGAUGUAUAGGCAAAUAGACACUUUAUUCUCCUCAAGGCUUCACGCUCUGAACAGUUUGAUUCAAAUACCUGCAUUUGCUCUUUUUUAACUCCUCCUGGUCUUAAUCAUGACACACAUUGUAAUUUUUUGACUAAUUCUUGUUAUAUUUAAUGAUCGAAUGUUUUGUUCUAAAUUAUACUCAGCAGUCAUGAAUGUGAGGUGACUGCAGUCCAAGAGAAAAGCCAUUGUUAGUCAAAGAGUAAAGCUCUUCAUUCAGUGUUUCAGAAAGUACAUUAUCACUAGUUUGAAGGGGUUGUCUUUGGUGUUCACACGUAACCUCCGAAGUGCUUCAUUCAGGAACCUCAAAUCAACACAGCGCACUGACUUGUUGAAAAACAGGACCAACCGUUUGUCUGUUGCUCCUCUUGGAAAGACUUUGAAAUUGUGCAUUUUUCAAAGACAGACUGAUGCACACAACUCAAAGUUGUUGUUUUUCCCUCUUUGUAUUAACAGUAAAAAACUCUGGGCAUGUAUAUGAGCUAAAGAUGAUAGACCAGCAGCUACGUAACCUGAAGAAAAAUCGUUGUUGAUGCCAUCAGAUUUUUUAAUCCUCAGUUUAUUCUUUAUUUCACUGAAUGAUAAAAUGUUGUUUUAACUUAUACGUUAAACUCACAUGGUCAUGCUUGAAGGGUGUCUGCAGGUAGUUGAAAAGAAAACAGAACUUAAAUGCGCCUGAGUCACUCCUAAUUCAUUGAAUUGUAUACGAUUUGAUGCAUUCCUCUUUUUUCUUUUGCACUGAAGUGAAUAUUUCAGGAAAAUGCCUGAUGCGUGAUUGUAAUUGAGCAGAUUGCUGAUCAUAUUUUUUAAAAUAUACACAGAUUUUUGUGUAGAGAUAUAAAGAAAACUUCCAUGCAUAAUUAUUGCAGAAAGGAGUCUGAAGUUCUUAAUGAAAGAGCUUUCUCAGAACUGAACUUGCUCUGACACCCUACACUUUGUUAAACUUGUUAUAAUAACUAAAGUUGUGACAUUAAAAUAUCAAUUGUAUCUUAAAAUCA
This is a messenger RNA of Xyrichtys novacula (pearly razorfish), 4247 nucleotides long. The record is from the annotation of a GenBank genome assembly. NCBI's taxonomy places the organism in Eukaryota, Metazoa, Chordata, Actinopteri, Labriformes, Labridae.